AUGCAGGGUCACUGUAGAAAACUGCCAUCAUCUCGACAACGCCGCUGCAGAGCUGGGGUGGUACUGCUGCUUUUCGGCCUUGGUCUUCGGACCGUGUGGUCGGCGGUCUUCACGCGCCCUGCCGCGCUUGGUGGCCAGACAGUUGCCAGGACUUGGCAUCGCGGAAAUGGCGUUGGCAUCGGCGCUUUGGUAGCCACAGCGGAGGAGCAGCGCCGCGAUGAGGCUUUCAUGGAGCGCCUGCAAGGGCUGGCACGCGAGGCGCUGACCUGGCCUUUCCUUGAGGAUCAUCAGCGGCUUCUCUGGGCGGCCGUGCUGGAGUUCAAUGCUGUGCCGACUCAGGACUUGCCACCCUGGUUUUUCGAGCGGCAGAACUUCACCCGCCGGCACCUAGGUGUGGACCUCUGCAGCCUGGAUGGGAAGAGGGCGAUCCUUUGUCAAACGGACAAUGCCACACUGCAGGAUGUGAAGAGGUUUCUGCGGACCGCACGAUGCCUGGGUGAGGAUCCACAGUGCACGCUUUGGAUUUCCCGCGGCUGCAAGAUCCCCGGCGACUCCAAGAAGUGCCUGCGCAGAUACGGCUGCCAGCGCAAAAUCCUCACCAAGACGAGGCUCCGCAACCUCAUCCGGAAUUCCGUCUCCGGUGCCUUUGCAUCCGGAGACGCGGCUCUUGAAAGCGGAGCAGCACCGGACCCGCCCUUGAGGCCUUGCCAGGAGGCCUGCCUGGAGGCGUGCGCCAAGGGAGCCCGGGUCAUCGAGAUGGCCUGCGGCACCGGGAAGACGCGCAUCAUCCGCGAGCUGGCAGCGAAGCAGACGGGCAAGGUCUUGGUUACGGUCCCUUCCCGGGUUCUGCUGGAGCAAUUCGCGCAAGAGAUGCCGGGCUUCUGCAAGGUGGGCACGCACUGCAACAGCGAUCUUAACAUGGCAUCUCGGCGCUUCGUCGCUGUAAGCGAUUCUGUGCGACUCCUGAAGAAGCUGGAGUUCGAGGCAGUUUUCGUCGAUGAAGGUCAUCACCCUUUGCCGAAAGGAAUGCCAAGCUGCAAAGAUCUCUUCAAGUUCUCGGCGACACACAAGGCAGGAGUGGAUUUCAGAUUUAGCUUGGGGGAGGCGAUCUCGCAGGGAGUCCUGUGCGAGUACGACCUCACGGUGCCUGUAACCACAGAAGGCCAUCCAUACAUCUGCCUGGCGAACCUGUUGCUGUCACAAGCUGGACGAUUUCGACGGGUGCUCGCAUUCUGCAACUCCAUUGCCGAAGCGAGGCGUUUCCAGCAAGUGUUGGAGAUUAUGGGAUUGGCAGCAUGGCACAUCAACGGGACUACCGCUCGCAACGUGCGAGAGAGAGUGAUGAACGAGUUUUCGGGUGAUUUGCAGAAGCCCUUGCAUGUACUUGUGACGGUCCAAGUGCUUGGCGAAGGCGUCAACAUUCCGAACGCCGAUACCUGCAUGUUCGUGGAGCCUCGCAGCAGCUACGUGAGCAUCCUCCAAGCCAUCGGCCGAGUGCUGCGGCCGCACUCGACCAAGCCCUUGUCUCACAUUGUGCUGCCCGCGAUAGCGGUCCCUUCCAUGCCGCAGACAGCCGGUGUUAGUCGUGUUUUGGACGAUAUUGUGAAGAGUCCCGAGUCCGAUGCACGACUGUCUUGCUCUGUGGAGUGUCAAGGGAAGGUGGCCGCCCACAACUCAUACUCAGGCCCGCAAGUGAAGGCGGAGUGCGUCCAUGAUGACCCUCUGGAACUCCCGGUACCUUUGGGUAGGUCGGCGACUGGUGGGCAUCAGCAGCCAGACGAGCUUAUUGCACGUCGAAGUGAGCCUGCAACGCAUGCUGCGGGAAACACGUUUGUCGGGCUCCGAACGGAUGCCCUCACUGAUGAAGCUGGCGAGUUGUUGUCGUCAGCUGAACUACCAUGCGCCGAACGUGACGCCGACGGAAAGGGACAGACUGGCCAGGAUCACAGACAGGCCGACGUGGAAAAACAGACGGCUGUCAACCAAGUCGCGGCUGAACCGAUGCGGCAACCAGCUCGACUCUUGCAUACUCCAGCUUUGGGCAUGGGUCCCGAAAGUCCCAUGUUGACGGUGAACCAGGAUGAGAUCCCGGCACCUUUGUCACAAGCCCAACAGGAUGUUCAGCACAAUGGGCCACUAGGUAGUUUGGCAAGCGUGCCCCAAAGGAGCGCCAAGUCGAAACUGAAGUCGAGGACGAGUUUUGGGAACAAUUUUGUUCAGAGCCAUGUCAACCAGCUCGACAGGUUUUUGGAGGCGAUAGCAAAGGCCGACAGCCGAUUUGCUGACGCAGACCUCAAGCAUGUGCAGUCUCGUUUGUGGGUGAUGGACUGCAGGCUGCAACAAGCCCGGUUACCGAAGCUGGUUGUCCACACUGUGCAACAUCAAUUGGCCUUGAUUCUGCAAAAGUGCGACGCAUGGGAUCUCAAUCUACGAGCAGUCGAGCAGUAUGCUCAAGACCACGGCAGGCUACCACGUCAGCUAAGCCCUUCCCCGGAGGAGAGGCGCUUGGGACGUUGGCUGCGGGAGGUUGGCGUCCUUCUGGGAAGGCAGCGGCUUGCGGCUGCCAGGGUGCAAAAGCUUUCGAGGUCUUCAUGCAGAAUUUUGAGACUCCGCCUGGCGAAAUGGCUGGAGGUGGAGUCCCCUUUCGAGCGAUGCGUGAAUGAGGUGCGUCAGUUUGUUCAGCUUCAUGGCAGAAUGCCUGCAAAAACCACCUCGAGUUCGAGACAGGAGUGCAACUUGAUCAGGAGCCUGGAAGCUUUUGUUGGACGCAUAAACAGUCAACGUGAAGAGCGCCUUCAGGAUCUUGAAAAUCACGGGCCCACUAUUGCUCAGUGGGUGAGGUCAGUGCGAGCACGAAAGUUCCCUGUCCCCACGAAGUUAUGGAAUCAACAGUUUGAUCGUUUGAGCGAAUUCCUAGAGACGAAGAACCAGCUGCCAUCACAGCGAGCAGGCCCUGGUAAGGAGCAUUCUCUGUACUCCUGGUUGUCUAAACAGCGACAUCUCCUGGAUCAGCUCCCGUCGGAGUUCCGAGAAAGGUUGAUCGCCUCCCACCAGGCAGUCGCAUGUUUCCUGGAGGCUAAGCGAGGUCGCUAG
This is a messenger RNA of Symbiodinium sp. CCMP2592, 3093 nucleotides long. The record is from the annotation of a GenBank genome assembly. NCBI's taxonomy places the organism in Eukaryota, Dinophyceae, Suessiales, Symbiodiniaceae.